UGAUGGCUCAUUAUAUAAGGCGUAGCUGGAUUCCAUCAGGAUUCUCAUUCAUGUCCUCCAACCAUCACAGUCUUUUCAAUCCUUCCUCAUUCGUUUUACACUCCUUGAGACAAAGGCCUGCUCGCCGGUUCAUCACUCUAGCCAAUCUUUGCCAUGAAGCUCACAUCCAACAUCGCCCUGGCCACCUUGGCCGCCCAGGCCUCGGCGCUGGUGCAGCUCGAAGUCCGCUACAGUGACACAAUGAUCCCCGUCGGAGACCUCGACAUCUUCGCUGCCACCUACCAGGCCAUUUACGCCGAGAAGGGCAACCAGCGCUCCGUCAUGACCGACCGCACCUUCCAGACCUUCGACAACCAAUGCAAGCCGGCCGAGGAACCCAAUCCGGACCUCGAUGUCCAAGUGAAGAUCAACGGUGCAUGGGGCCGUACUCCCGGACUGAAGGACAACGAGAUGCGGGAGGGCCUUGUCGCCGCCAUGUGGGAGGUUAUUCAGCGCGUAUCAAACCCCACUGGUUACGAGGUCUGGAGCGAUUGCCGUGGCUUCACGUGGCAAGAGAGUGUUAAGUAUACACCUGACGCUGCUUGUGGCCCCAAGAGCUCGCGAAGCUGUAAAGAUCAAUGCCCCGCAGCGGUGCAGUGCAUGAAGCACGCGUGGGGCCACUCGGUGCCCUCGUCGAUGCGCGUCACUGCCUACAUCGAUGACAGGCUGCAGCCCGAUGACUUGAUUAUCGAGUUUGGUUCGCGCGCCAGGUCCCACGGCGGCGGCUGUGGCAUGAUAGGGGAUAUUGCUGGCGAGCUUGCUGGCUAUGUCAUUCCUGUUGUCGGCGGCCUUUUCGCCAAGGGUAUCUCCCUCGGUUGCAGCAACUAGAUGGAAGAUUUGAUGGAUAUGGGGGCUUUGACUUGACCAUCAUAGAAGACCUGAAGCGCGAGGCUUGUUCCUGUACAAUUAAUAGCUCGCACAAAGCACCUAAUACAAGUAGUUGGGCAUUUCCCAGCCUGAUUAUC
Molecule: messenger RNA, 1004 nt
Organism: Diaporthe batatas
Lineage: Eukaryota; Fungi; Ascomycota; Sordariomycetes; Diaporthales; Diaporthaceae
Exons: 3
Coding region: 154-867 (237 amino acids)
Source: RefSeq, a predicted model, not a curated record